AAGUUUUCGUCUUAAACACAAAAUACCGCUGACGACGUUAUAGAAACCUUGUUGCAAAUGGUACAGUAAAAAGCUCUUAGGAUAUUCAAUAACCCUGGCGUCGAUAAAUGGCUCAGAGAAUGGAGGACGACGAACAAGGUUAUGAUGAAAGUCGUUUUGAAGGAACAAUCAGCGAAGAUCUCUUCUGCUCUAUUUGUCAAGGAGUGCUCAGAAACCCUCGAACUUGCCAUAAAGAACAUGCAUUUUGUCAUUUUUGUAUUUCUGAACAUCUUCGUCAUUCCCACACGUGUCCUGAAUGCAGAGAACAUCUCACUCCAGAAACCCUGAAAGAUCCUCCGAGAUUUAUGAAGAACACUCUGGCAGCGCUGAAAAUCAAGUGUGGAUACAGCGAAAGAGGUUGUCCAGGCUUUGUCUUGCUUGAGAAUUUACAAAAUCAUGUUGAUAAAUGUGAUUUUGCACCCGUGACUUGCAAGAAUGAAGGAUGUGGAAUGGAGGUGAAUAAAAGAGAUAAAGAUCUUCACGAGAGAGAUCUUUGUGAGUUUAGAAUCGCCCGAUGUCACGACUGCAAGAAAAUAAGAGCAAGUCAAAGAGAAACUAUGGAAAAAGUUGAUGAGAUGAGACGAUCCCAAGCGAGGUUUGAAGCUGAGGUGAAACAACAGUUGGAAAGAAUGACGGAAAUGAUGAAUCAGUUAUUGCAAGGAAUGGUUCUUACUGGUCCAAUCAACAACCAAGAUAUUAUUGUCAUCGGCGGUCAGUAUGGCCCUAGACAUAAUCAGAUCUCGAAUAUAGUCGAGAAAUACAACAUAGUACAAAGAAAGUCAACUCCGCUACCACGAUUGAAUCAUCCCCUUUUAUCAACAACAUCAUGUGUUUACAACAAUGACGUUCUUAUCGUUGGUGGUUUCGAUGGUAAAGAAGGAACUGACAGGAUCGAAGUUUUGAAGAUGAGCCAACAUCCUUUGCGAUGGACAAUGUUUGAUGGUAAACUGCCUGUCAAAUUAUCUGGUCAUGACGUCGUAGUUUACCAUGGAAAAUUAUAUAUAAUAGGAGGAUAUGACUGGGAUGAAAGAAAAACAUUGAAUGCCAUUUAUGAGAUUGCUCUUACACCACCUUAUACUGCCAAGCUGCUGACGAGAAUGCCUGAAGCAAAAAAGAAUCACAGAGCAGAACUUGUUAAUGGAAAGCUAUUUAUCUUGGGCGGAACAACAACCGGUCUUAGUAAAGAUGCUCUUGACAGCGUUGUUGUUUAUGAUUUGAUUAAGAAUGAGUUCAAACCAUAUCCAUCGUUACCUCAGCCUGUUUGUGGCAUGUCCACAGUCACUUGGGGUGAUAAAAUCAUUGUUCUUGGGGGCUCAGAUAGAAAUAAUCGGUCAUUAAAUGACGCUUUUAUGUACGACACUGAGACUGGAUUAAGUGAGCGACUGCCCUGCAUGAUUUACAAAAGGAAAGGCAGCUCUGCCGUGAUCAUGGAUGGCGUUAUUGUCGUGUUUGGUGGACACAACGCAGAGCAGGGAUAUCUCAACUCAGUGGAAUCUUUCACUAUUGGUGGAGAUGGCUGGAAAGAACUGCCAGGAAUGAUAGAAAAACGACUUCUAUCCACUGCGGUUGUUAAACCUCACGACUGAAACGUUUUCUCAAAAUAAACA
This is a messenger RNA of Dendronephthya gigantea, 1646 nucleotides long. Its product is annotated as spermatocyte protein spe-26-like. NCBI's taxonomy places the organism in Eukaryota, Metazoa, Cnidaria, Anthozoa, Malacalcyonacea, Nephtheidae. The transcript has 3 exons. Bases 108 to 1625 code for a protein of 505 amino acids. Gene Ontology annotation, molecular function: zinc ion binding; protein binding. The record is from RefSeq and is a predicted model, not a curated record.